AUGGUGGAGCAUCAACGACGAGUUCUGCGAACUCACGAACGGAUAGCCAAGACAUUAGGAGUUGUUUCUUGUUCGUUUUUGUUUUGUUGGCUACCGUUCUUCUCGCUUUACCUUACCAGUAAGUCUAACCUUUCUUAACGUUUAUAACAACCUCAAUUGCUCAGUACAACAUAAGUUUUAGACUAUCAAUGCAAAGGCUGUGUUCCAACGAUUGCCAUCGACAUUGCCUCAUGGCUAGGCUAUUGCAACUCAAUGAUCAACCCUAUCAUCUACUCAUUCACCGUAAAGGACUUCAAACGUUCGGCUUUACGACUAAUCUUGCCAAUUUGGCAGUUUGUUUUCCACUGUUUGCCAGUAAAGAUCUUGCCAAAACCGCCAGACCGUAUUGCACGCGUAUCAAGGAGCGGGCAGAAGGCAAAGAACCGACGGAAUAACAACCUUCUAGAUGGAAGAACUCGAGCGUGUCGGAAUGCCUAUGGAGGUGCUGCCAAUGGCAAGAGUAGACAACUGAUUAGCGAGACCACGUAUAACAAAACGUACGCCAUUCUCAUUGGCAAUUCCUCGUGGAAAAAAGUUCCUGGACCUGUUUCUGACAAGAAAUUUUGAACAGGGAUCCGAGAACCCUCAAAUUUGAUAUCAAAAAGUAUCGUAAAGACACAAAAAGACCGUUUCCAAUCUUAACGGUCUUUUUGUGUCUUUGCGAUACUUUUUGAUAUCAAAUUUGGGCGUCUUUGCUUUUCUGGUGUCAUUAAAUAUAACUCACACUUUCAGCGUGCCCACAAUCUUGCCAGAGACUGUAGACCACGAUCGCCAAUCCUCAAACUCCUCAGACAACGACGAACUAAUAAAUAUCGCUUCUGUUGACGACUUCAACGAUCCCUCCAUUCUGACCGACCCUACCACAACGACCUCCGACACUUUUUGCGCCACCAAGAACUUCCGUUGGGCGAAGCGAAAAAGGAAUAGCAGUUGCAAAGAGCCUUUGACCAUCACAACAAACCACAUGAAUACGACAAGAUCAACGCCUACAAAGCUCAGCGAAUGGCUGGACAAGACCAGAAAGUCUCGUAAAAACGCCGAGGACUCUCCGUUGGCCAAGACAGACGACUCCAGCCUUACGAACUCGUUUCAUUCCGUCAAACUGGCGACUAAAAUGAAGAAACGUUGGGCUUUUGGUCAAAAACGCUGUUCUCAAAGCAUGGAUCAGCCGGACGACGAGUCGUUGGACACUCCAGACAUCGAGGACAUGAAAAAGAGCCUGAAUUUGAUUGAAAGUCGGCGUGGGACUUUGCUAAACGACGAAGGACUGACUAUCACUCAAAUCCGACGAGGUACACUCAACAAAUCAACAACUAUUGACUGUUCCGGGCUCUCCAGCGACUCUACCGAGACUCCGCUACUUUCCUAUCGUCAGAUCGAAUGUCGAGGAGCUGCGCACGUUAUUCGUGAAUCAAUUACCCGCAAAAUCGAACAGUAUCACAACUCCUCUCACGACGAGCAAAUCGAAGACCCUGGUGCCACAAAAACAACUCGCUCCGACGACGACCAUCCCGAAGAUCCUUGUACUCCACGGCCAAUCCGUUAUCGGACCUAUCGUCAUCGAGACAGCCAACCGCAGCAUUCAACUGGUGAGGUGAAAAGUGAGGACAAAUUGACGGCCAAUACGGGAUGUAACACAUCCAAAGGGAGUGUGGAAAGUGUUCGAAUCUACUUGCUCACCGAAGAAGAAAACGUCUAG
This is a messenger RNA of Bursaphelenchus xylophilus (pine wood nematode), 1738 nucleotides long. NCBI's taxonomy places the organism in Eukaryota, Metazoa, Nematoda, Chromadorea, Rhabditida, Aphelenchoididae. The record is from the annotation of a GenBank genome assembly.